Morus notabilis is the source of this 1539-nucleotide messenger RNA. RefSeq names its product S-adenosylmethionine synthase 3. Gene Ontology annotation, cellular component: cytosol. The transcript is spliced from 2 exons. The record is from RefSeq and is a predicted model, not a curated record. The coding region runs from base 90 to 1262 and encodes 390 amino acids. Lineage: Eukaryota; Viridiplantae; Streptophyta; Magnoliopsida; Rosales; Moraceae. Gene Ontology annotation, molecular function: methionine adenosyltransferase activity; ATP binding. Gene Ontology annotation, biological process: S-adenosylmethionine biosynthetic process.
CUAUAUCUAUCCCCUUCCUCGCUCACCUCAUCUUCUUGGGAUUUUUGUUGUUUCUCUUUCCCCAAUUCUCACCUUACACAGGCUAGAAAAUGGACACCUUUCUCUUCACCUCAGAAUCUGUGAACGAGGGACAUCCCGACAAGCUAUGCGACCAAGUCUCCGAUGCCAUUCUCGACGCCUGCCUCGAGCAAGACCCGGAGAGCAAAGUGGCCUGCGAGACAUGCACCAAAACCAGCAUGGUCAUGGUCUUUGGGGAGAUCACCACAAAGGCCGAAGUUGAUUAUGAGAAGAUUGUUAGAGACACUUGCAGAGGGAUUGGCUUUACCUCUCCUGAUGUUGGCCUUGACGCAGAUAACUGCAAGGUCCUUGUCAACAUUGAGCAGCAAAGCCCCGACAUUGCUCAGGGCGUUCACGGUCACCUCACGAAGAAGCCCGAGGAGAUUGGCGCUGGCGAUCAAGGCCACAUGUUUGGCUAUGCCACGGAUGAGACACCCGAGCUCAUGCCUCUCACUCAUGUCUUGGCCACAAAGCUCGGUGCCAGGCUCACCGAGGUGCGAAAGAACAAGACAUGUCCUUGGUUGAGGCCAGAUGGGAAGACCCAAGUGACGGUCGAGUACAGGAAUGAAAAUGGCGCGAUGAUCCCUCUCCGAGUCCACACGGUGCUAAUCUCAACACAGCAUGAUGAGAGUGUCAGCAAUGAGGAGAUUGCUAGGGACUUGAAAGAGCAUGUCAUUAAGCCUGUGAUCCCGGCCAAGUAUCUUGAUGACAAAACCAUCUUCCAUCUCAACCCUUCAGGGCGAUUUGUCAUCGGUGGGCCACAUGGGGACGCGGGGCUCACCGGGCGGAAGAUCAUCAUUGAUACCUAUGGCGGUUGGGGGGCUCAUGGUGGAGGUGCCUUCUCAGGGAAGGACCCAACAAAAGUGGACAGAAGUGGUGCUUACAUUGUCAGGCAGGCUGCAAAGAGUGUGGUGGCUUCUGGCCUUGCCCGCCGCUGCAUUGUGCAAGUUUCUUAUGCAAUUGGUGUGCCGGAGCCACUAUCGGUUUAUGUCGACACCUACAAGACAGGGAAGAUUCCGGACACGGAGAUAUUGGCUCUUAUCAAGGAGAAUUUUGACUUUAGGCCUGGGAUGAUGUCCAUUAAUCUUGACUUGAAGAGAGGAGGCAACUUCAGGUUCCAAAAGACUGCUGCUUAUGGACAUUUCGGCCGUGAUGACCCGGAUUUCACUUGGGAGACUGUAAAGAUCCUCAAGCCCAAGGCUUAAAUUAAAAUUCAAGUGUGUUUUAUAUAUUCAAAAUGCAAGUGAUAAUAAUCGUAGUCAUGAUUUUGAUUGAGAGAGAAGAAUAAACAAGCUUCAAUGCACACAUAUGUUCUCUAUUGAGGUCUAUUUUUCAAGGCUAAAAAAGUAACCAAGUGAGAAGCCUUACAAAAGGAGACGUGUGCUUUUGAGUUUAGGUCUGUUGUAUCAUUUUGUUGGAGGCUUUUCUCGCUUUUUAAUUUCUUGAUUUUAUUUCUUUUACCCCCAUCUAUUUUGUAAAUGA